UCUCCUUUAUUUAAUCCACGAGAAUUGAAAGUUGAAAGCAGGCUCGUCGGUUCUCUCAUUUUCCGAUCAUCCAACCAGGCUCGUCGGUUCUCCGUAUUUCUCUGUUUGUUGUAGGAAAGAUUAUUUGAAUUCUUUAAUGUUUCAGUUUCGAAUGCUUUCGUGUUCGUUUUUCUGAUGUAGAUUUUGCUUGGAGAGCUUAAUCGAAGUGAAAGCGGGGAAACAAUUUCCAGUGAUGUCGGAGAUAGGAGAAAAGGGUAAUCCACUGCCAAGAAAACCUGGAAAGUCUUCGCUCAAGUCCUCUUUCAAGGAUGCUUCUCUAAAAGGAAAGGAUGAUAGUCUGUUAAAGCCAAAGAAGGGAAGGAAAGUCCAGUUCGAUGCUCAAGGAUCUGUUGAUGCGCAGAUUAAUUUUUCAAUGAAAUACAGUGGCAAAAAUGGUGACUUGGGUAAAGGAGGAAAAGGCGGAAAAGGCGGAAGUGGUGCGAAGGAACCCCAGCCACUAGAAUUGAAGAUUGAACAAGAACUUCCCAAGAAUGUUAAAUGCCAAUGCCUUAUGGACUGUGAGGCUGCACAAAUUUUACAGGGAAUCCAAGAUCAGAUGGUUCUUCUAUCAGCAGAUCCAACCAUAAAAAUCCCAACACCAUUUGAUAGGGGGUUGCAAUAUGCCAAAAGAGCCAAUCACUACGUAAAUACCGAGUCAGUUAGACCAGUUCUCGAAACCCUCAAGAAAUAUGGCGUAAUGGACAGUGAGGUAUGUGUGCUUGCUAAUGUCUGCCCAGACACUACUGAUGAAGUUUUUGCUCUUCUUCCAUCCUUGAAGAGCAAAAGAAGCAAGCUGAGUGAACCUCUCAACAGUGUCUUGAGAGAGCUAGCCAAGGUAAAAUCAUCCUGAAGUCAUAAGAUCAAUUACUUCUCCGGUUGACUUCUCCCCUUCCUGUGAAGAUUGUUUUAUGGGAUUUGAAAAUUAGGACCUUUUCUUUUCAAUGGUAUUCACUAGAUAUCGCUUCGGGGAGGCAAGCAUUAGCCCAUUGGAAUAUUUUGUUCUUCAAAGAUCUGUAUUUGCCGUAGUGUAGAAAUGUGGGUUACUUUGCUAUGAAUGCCUCUCUCAUCUGAAUCAACUCUGAUGGACUGAAAAUCAAACUAGAAAACCUCUAUUAAUUUGAAUGUAAAGUGGGGAUGUUAAGGGAGUAGUUUCUACUGGAUGCUACUCAUGUUGGGCUGUUCA
Messenger RNA from Cucurbita moschata (crookneck pumpkin), 1222 nucleotides. RefSeq names its product DNA-directed RNA polymerases IV and V subunit 4-like. Lineage: Eukaryota; Viridiplantae; Streptophyta; Magnoliopsida; Cucurbitales; Cucurbitaceae. Gene Ontology annotation, cellular component: RNA polymerase complex. Gene Ontology annotation, biological process: DNA-templated transcription initiation. Gene Ontology annotation, molecular function: nucleotide binding. Bases 233 to 889 code for a protein of 218 amino acids. The transcript has 9 exons. The record is from RefSeq and is a predicted model, not a curated record.